UGAACUGCACGAGACUAGCGGACAUGACCGAAAGGCUAAACACGCUUGAGGCCAAGAUCCUGCUGCUCGAGGCUGCAGAGCGAAGCCCACCGUUGGAAAACAACCUGCCAAUCACUGGGACAACAGCCACGUGGUACGACGAUUUGCUACCAGAUGCCUUUCCCCUGCUGAAUCCUGGAACUGUCCUGAGAAAAACAGUGGGAUCUGUUGAGCCUAAAGGACACAGAGGUGCAGAGGAGCAGCUAAUACCACAGGGGCUGCCAGGACAGGUUGGUCCUCCAGGCCCAGUUGGACCAACUGGUCUUCCAGGACCACCAGGGCCAAAAGGAGAGAAGGGACAACCUGGUGAGAGGGGCCCAGCAGGGCCUCCAGGGCUGUUGGGACCUCAAGGACCAAGAGGACUUCCAGGAGAAACUGGGAUCCCAGGUCCCCCAGGUCCUCCAGGGCCACCCGCCACCCCAAGCCUCCCUCUUACCUUCCAACAAGGGGUUCUCUACUCACUCCAGCCCACAGCUGAAAAAGAAAAUGGAGAACCCCAGCUGGCCUCCACCGUCAUAGACACCAUCAUGGCUGGCCUGCCAGGACCGCGGGGAGCCCCAGGCCCCAUUGGGCCACCAGGCCCACCAGGACCACCAGGCGCAUCAGGACCCAAAGGGCCACCAGGACCUAUCGGAGUCCCUGGAUCACAAGGCUUACCAGGUUCUCCAGGACAACCCGGGCCAAAAGGCUCCAAAGGAGACCGAGGAGAGAGAGGGCAAGCAGGUCUGACUGGAGAGAGGGGCAUUAAGGGACUUCCUGGUGAACCAGGCAAGAAGGGUGAGGAAGGUGACAAAGGUGCUGAUGGGGAAGGUGUUCAACAACUUCGAGAAGCUCUGAAGAUUUUAGCCGAGAGGGUAUUGAUUCUUGAGCACAUGAUAGGAAUUCAUGACUCUUUAUCUUCCAUUGAGCCAGGCUCUGGACAAGACGUGAUCCCAGGCUCCCCUCUGCGAACCAGCAUCAAGAUCAAACGUGGAGGACCCCAGCAGCCGCAGGCCUACCAGAUCCUCUCUUCACUGCUGGAUGACAGUGAAGCCAAAAGGAGAAGCAAUCGGAUGAAGGCAAGAUACAGCUAUCUGAAAAAGGCAAACUGUAUUGCUACGAUAUUUCCAUCAAAAGCUGUUGCAAAGACCAACAACUGUAUGGUCCAUGUACUCAGCAACCCUGGUCGUCCAAAGUGA
Molecule: messenger RNA, 1217 nt
Organism: Tauraco erythrolophus (red-crested turaco)
Lineage: Eukaryota; Metazoa; Chordata; Aves; Musophagiformes; Musophagidae
Source: RefSeq, a predicted model, not a curated record